This is a messenger RNA of Lasiodiplodia theobromae, 4677 nucleotides long. Its product is annotated as Ribonuclease III. Gene Ontology annotation, molecular function: RNA binding; ATP binding; ribonuclease III activity. Bases 1 to 4677 code for a protein of 1558 amino acids. Gene Ontology annotation, biological process: siRNA processing. Gene Ontology annotation, cellular component: nucleus; RISC complex; cytoplasm. The transcript is spliced from 2 exons. NCBI's taxonomy places the organism in Eukaryota, Fungi, Ascomycota, Dothideomycetes, Botryosphaeriales, Botryosphaeriaceae. The record is from RefSeq and is a predicted model, not a curated record.
AUGGCGCACAGCUCGCCGGGAGAAGAACUUCUGAUAGACUUGUCGUCUCCAGGCUGUGAUGCAGGUCACGCACCACUUAAGACAGCCGCCCUUCAAGAUGUCGCCAAGUCUCAGCACCCUGCCAAGAACUAUGAAGACUCAGAAAGUGACGACGAACUGCCAAACUCCGGAGUUGCUCACAAUAUCUCGGAGAAGAAGCGUCUGCAACAGGCCCUUUUCAGUUCAUGGGUUGCAAAACGUGCAGAACAAGUAACGGACCGAGAGGUGAAGGAAGCUCUAAAGACGGCCAAUGAUGACUCCCUCUCCAUUCGAAACUUGUUGGCCAAACAAGAUUCCAACGUCAUAACCGAUCCACGCGAAUAUCAGCUGGAGCUCUUCGAGAGGGCCAAAGAAGAGAAUGUCAUCGCUGUACUUGAUACUGGUUCGGGAAAGACCCUCAUCGCUGUGCUUCUGCUCAAGCAUAUCAUCGACAAAGAGCUCGAGGAUCGUGCAGCGGGCAAAGCUCCUCGCAUUUCCUUCUUCCUCGUUGAUUCUGUAACAUUGGUUUUCCAGCAAUUUGCUGUUCUGGAGUCUAACCUCGAUCAGAAGGUGGAGCGUUUCUGUGGAGCAAUGAGGUGUGAUCUUUGGUCAAAGCAGACUUGGACGAAGCACUUCGAGCAGAACAUGGUCCUUGUUUGCACCGCUGAAGUCCUCGCCCAGUGCCUCAUGCAUUCCUUCAUCACCAUGGAGCAGAUCAAUCUACUAAUCUUCGACGAAGCUCAUCAUGCCAAAAAGGGCCACAGCUACGCUAAGAUCAUCAAUGAUUAUUACGUCCCUACAGAUCAGAGCAAACGUCCCAGAAUAUUCGGAAUGACAGCCUCGCCGGUGGAUGCAAAGGUGGACGUUGCUCAACCCGCUAGUGAUCUCGAAGCACUCUUACAUUGCCGCAUCGCAACCACCUCAAACCUGGACCUAUUGCGCAAGACAAUCAGUCGCCCGGACGAGAACGUGGUGAUAUACGCUCCACUUGAGAAGCCGUUCGAGACACCGCUGCACAUCAAGAUGAAAGAGAAGUUUGCCGACAUGGAAGCAUUCCGCACUCUCUUUCAGUCUUCCAAAGAGGCAAGCUCUCAGCUCGGUGCAUGGUGCUCGGACAUGUUCUGGUUUUAUGCUCUCCAGGAGGAAGAGGCAAAGAAGCUUGAGAGCCGUCGAGAACAAGAAUAUCACCGGAACAAAAGGUUCAAGUCGAUAUCGGCCCUCGACGAGGAGGUAGCAAGAUUGAGAGAAGCUGCAAAGAUGGUUAGCAGUCAUAUGUUCGGCGAGCCUCAGCUGAACUUGACAUGUCUGAGUUCAAAGGUCUUGGAGCUGCACAGUUGGCUGUUCCGGUACUUUGAACGGCCAACGAAAGCAAGGUGCAUCGUCUUCGUCGAGCGGCGAGACACUGCUCGUCUGUUGCACCGCGUCUUCAGCAGCAUUGGAGGCCAGCACCUCAAAUCCGGCAUGAUCGUCGGUAGUACGGGCAAAGGGAAUGACCUCAACAUCACCUUCCGCGACCAGGUCAUGACUCUCUUAAAAUUCAAAAAGGGGGAAUUGAACUGCCUGUUUGCAACCUCUGUUGCUGAGGAAGGCCUCGACGUACCCGACUGCAACCUAGUCGUCAGAUUCGACCUUUACAAAACGAUGAUCCAGUAUGUGCAGUCCAGGGGCCGAGCCCGGCACAAGAAUUCCCGAUACUUGCACAUGAUUGAGGAGGGCAAUUUACGCCACAGGCAGCUUGUUCUGGAAGCUCGCCAGGCAGAGAAGUUGAUGCGGCAGUUCUGCGAGGCUUUGCCGGAGGAUCGCCUCCUGAAAGGAAACGACGCGGAUCUGGAUGACCUCAUUCUCGAUCGCACAGACUUUAGAACUUACACGGAACCCAGCACCAAGGCGAAGCUCACCUAUGAUUCCAGCCUCAGCGUCCUUGCUCACUUUACAGCACUACUCCCCAGGCAGGGAGAAGUUCCUUUUGAUCCUCUCUAUAUUGUGUCCCCUCGGUCAGGUAAAUUCAUCUGUGAGGUUAUCCUCCCAGAAAAUUCACCCAUCCCAUCAGCAAUGGGUCGUCUGUGUGCGCGAAAGGCUAUUUCAAAACGCUCAGCAGCCUUCGAAGCAUGUGUCCAACUCCGCGAAGGCGGGUACCUCGACGAGAAUCUCCUGCCGAUCUACACAAAGCAGCUUCCUGCUAUGAGAAACGCCCGACUGGCAUUGAAUUGCAAGAAGACUAGUGCGUACGAUAUGAUGACGAAGCCGCAACUAUGGGAAGCUACCCGUGGUACAACUCCGGAAGAACUACAUAUCACUGUCAUUGAACUUCCAGAUGGUCUUGAAAGGCCGAAUCAGCCGCUAGCGAUACUUACUCGUACACCUCUCCCAAGCCUUCCGGAGUUUCCAAUUUUCCUCAAUUCUGGAACCGCGAGUAUGGUCCAGCUGACGCCUUUGACGUCUGUCUUCAAAUGCAGCUUCGAUGAAGUUCAGUAUUUGACUACAUACACACUCAGGGCGUUCAAAGACAUCUUCAACAAGACAUACGAAGAGGACCACGCCAAGAUGUCCUAUUGGAUUGCCCCGAUGAAGGCUUGCUAUCAGGUGCUUGAUGGUGGAUUUUAUGGUUUACGAGACAUCCUCGAUUGGGCAGCUUUGGAGGAGGUCCAAAAGCACGUUGAGUACCAUUGGACGGCGGAGAUGUCGGAUGAUUUUCUUCUGGACAAGUAUCUGGUCGACAAGUGGGACGGAGGUCGGCGCUUUUUUACGGAAUGCCUUAAGGGAGAUCUGAAGCCGACAGACCCUGUGCCGGAAGACGCUGUCAAAGGAAAGACGGUUGAACACAGGAAAGACAUCCUGAACUACUCCAUUAGUCUGUAUAAGAUGUCAAGAGCGAAGGCCGACUCAACCUGGAACCGUGAUCAGCCGGUAAUCGAAGCAAGGCAGGUGCUCCAUCGCCGCAACAUGUUGGCGGAACCCGAGAGGCGUGAAGGCGAUCUCCGAUCAAAGGUGUACCUGUGUCCGGAACCUCUGAGGAUAUCAACGCUUCAUCCCGCAGCUGUGGCCACCAUCUACAUCUUCCCCGCUGUGAUCCAUCGCAUAGACCAAUAUCUCAUUGCGUUGGAAGCUUGUCAGCUUCUGGGACUGGACAUCCGUCCUGACUUGGCGUUGGAGGCGGUGACGAAGGAUUCGGACAACACCGAGGAACACGGAGAAGAGGUUCUGAACUUCCGCCGCGGUAUGGGCAACAACUACGAGCGUCUUGAAUUCAUGGGAGAUUGUUUUCUCAAGAUGGCCACCUCGAUUGCCCUCUUCGGAGAGAAUCCGGAUGACAAUGAGUUCGAUUUCCAUGUCAAGAGGAUGUGCCUGGUGUGCAACCAAAACCUGUUUGAAACUGCAAAAGAGCUGCAGCUCACCAAGUACAUCCGCAGCAUGGCAUUCUCAAGAAGAACGUGGUAUCCGGAUGGCCUAAAGAUGUUGGAAGGCAAAGGCCACAAGAGAACUGGAGAAGAAGUGAUCAAGCAUGGUCUUGGUGACAAGACUAUUGCCGACGUCUGCGAGGCUCUCAUUGGGGCGGCGUAUUUGACACACGACAGUCGAGACGAAUGGAAGCAAGAAAACUGGGAUAACGCUGUGAAGGCAGUCACCAAUCUCGUGGCCAGCCCAGAACACACCAUGAAGAAGUGGUCAGAGUAUUUUGACGCAUACGAGAAGCCAGCUUAUCUCGAUGCGGAGCCCACGGCCGCGCAAAUGGAUUUAGUCAAUCAAGCCGAGAAGGAGCACCCAUACCGCUUCCGUUCAGCGAAGCUGUUGAGAUCGGCCUUCAUACACCCUUCUUAUCCCUACACAUUCGAGAAAGUACCCUCCUACCAGCGCUUGGAGUUCCUGGGCGACUCGCUCAUUGACAACGCUUGUAUUACCUGGCUAGUCUACAACUUUCCGGACAAAGACCCUCAGUGGCUGACGGAGCACAAGAUGGCCAUGGUGUCCAACAGAUUUCUCGGCGCCGUCUGCGUGAAGCUCGGAUUCCACAAGCACCUCAAGUACUACCACUCACAGCUCGAAUACCAGAUCCGCGACUACGUCACCGAAAUCCGCGAGGCCGAGCACAACGCCAACGGAGCGCGCGAUUUCUGGGUGUCGGUCAAGCCGCCGCCGAAGUGCCUUCCCGACAUAGUCGAGGCAUACGUCGGCGCGCUGUUCGUCGACAGCGAAUACGACUUCGCCGAGGUCCAGAAGUUCUUCGAGAUGCACAUCAAAUGGUACUUCGAGGACAUCACCAUCUACGACUCGUACGCCAACGCGCACCCCAUCGUCCGCCUCCACCGCCUCUUCCUCGAGGUGCUCGGCUGCACCGAGCACAAGGUCAUGGUCCAGGAGCUGCCGACUAUCACGCCCGGCGCCCCGGUCAGGUGCAUCGCCGGUGUCAUGGUACACAACCGCAUUAUUGCCGAGGGUAUGGCUUCUUCUGGGAAGAACGCCAAGGCCAAGGCUGCGAAGUUUGCGCUUGACGACCUUGAAACCAUGCCGCUGUUCCAGUUCAAAGAGAUGUACGGAUGUGACUGCGACGAGCAGAGUGAUGAAGAGGAAUGCGGUGAUGACGAUGACGAUGCGGGUGAUUUGGUGGAGGUUGGUGAAGCCGAAGAUACUCAUGUUCGUAUUGUGAAGAGGGGAGUUUGA